AGAAAUCGGACCCCAAAUGUUUCUUCAUUGACUCAGGAACUGUAGCCGUUCACUGCACUCGGGAAAAACCAUUGGAUUUGAUUUCAAUAACAUGAGGUGGGAGAAGGUAAGCGCACAAGGAAUGGGCGUUAGGCCGGGCAAGAGGUGGGGCCACACCUGUAACGCCAUUGCUGGAGGGAAGCUUCUUUACGUUUUCGGCGGCUAUGGGAAAGAUGACUGCCAGACCAACCGAGUUCACGUCUUCGACUGUGUUAAUAGGAUAUGGAGUGAGCCCGCAACAAAGGGAGCAGUGCCUAUGCCUAGGGACAGCCAUAGUUGUACAACAGUUGGUGACAAUUUAUAUGUGUUUGGGGGUACAGAUGGGACAAGGCCUCUUGGUGAUUUGCAUAUUCUGGACACUUCUUCUAACACAUGGAUCUCGCCAAGUUUAAGAGGUGAUGGGCCUGAACCAAGGGAAGGCCAUAGUGCAGCCCUUAUCGGUAGACGACUCUUUAUCUUUGGUGGAUGUGGAAAAUCUGAGGACAGGGAAAUAUACUAUGAUGACCUUUACAUAUUGAAUACAGAAACGUUCAUGUGGAAACGUGUUGUACCAUCUGGCACACCACCAACUAAGCGUGAGAGUCAUAGCUGUUCAUCUUGGAGGAACAAAAUCAUUGUCAUUGGCGGGGAAGACACGUGCAAUUUCUACUUAUCUGAUGUACACAUUCUUGACACAGAUUCAUUUGUUUGGAGCAAAUUAUACACUACAGGCCAGUUAUUAUCACCUCGAGCUGGGCAUACAACUAUUGCCUUGGGCAAGUACUUAUUUGUCUUUGGCGGUUUUUCUGAUGAGGAGAACUUGUAUGAUGAUGUUUAUAUGCUUGAUGUUGAUGCUGGUGUAUGGAACAAGAUUAUGGCUACUGGUGAUGGCCCUUCAGCAAGAUUCUCAAUGGCCGGAGAGUGUCUUGAUCCACAUUUAGGAGGUCUUCUUGUCUUUUUAGGUGGCUGCAAUAAGAAACUUGAAGCAUUGGAUGACAUGUAUUUCUUACAUACAGGGCUUGUUGGGGAAAAUGAACAAAAUGAUAGGAGGACAGAGAAGUUAUCUUUGAGAAAGCAGCUUAAGUUAAAGUGCCAAGAGCAGCAAGCUUGUCUCGCAGAAGGCAGGGGACGUAAUGUUUUUAUGCAUGAAAACCGAAAUCCUCUGGGGAAGAAAACCUUUCAUGCCAAGGUGACCAAAACUUUUCCAGAUGGCUAUACCAUUGAAACUGUAAUAGAUGGAAAACAUCUCUGUGGAGUAUUAUUUUCCAGAAAUCCAAAAUCUGUGAAGUUACCUUCUGUUGAUUCUGAUGGGAAAGUUGAAGCUAUGGAGAUUGAUGGUGGUAACAAGCUGUCCAAGGAUCCCGAUUGUACAUCCGAUGCAACAACAACACUUGCUUGUACAGAGCAGAAUGUUAAAGAUAUCGGGCAGGUGGAUGCUCUUGGUGGGAAUUUGAAAAUGUCAGCCUCCCAAACAGAAGAUGCUACCGUUGGAAUUAGAAACCCACCCGCUUCCUAUGCUUCACCCUCUCAGGAGGAAUUGACUGAAUUCUCGGAUAUCACUCAAACCCCAGUUUCCUGAUUCAUGGGUUUUCUCGACUCUAAACAUAGGCAUCAUGUCGGUGACACCACUUUCCAAGAAUUCUUAGCAAUCACAAACCAAUCCAAACAUGGGCAUCAUAAACCAUCAUUCAGCAUGUCACCAUUUCACAGAUGUAAAAGAGUUGCUUGUUUCUUUGAGAAUUCAAUCCAUAGGGAUGAAGGAUUUGUCUGAAUGCAUUGUUUAAAACAAUACCUUGGCAGCUCCCUGGAACCUCAACACAAUCGGUGCCAUUGAAAUCUAAUUUGGAAUCUAGUGGUGCGAAUGAUGUGUCCAUGACUAAUGCUCAAUUCCCCAAGGAGAAUACUUCUUCCCUAAACUAAGGGUGUUUCUUGAUAUGGAAGUUAUCAAAUUGUAGAGUUGAGAUUAACACGGGAGAUCUAACUUGCCUGUGAGGGAUUAUUCUAUGAUGAUAGGGAGGACCAAUUUUGUAGCAUAGAGGCUCUUCCCUUGUGAAUCUAUACAUUUCACCGGCCAAAAAAAGGUUUAGCUGGUUG
Cuscuta campestris is the source of this 2112-nucleotide messenger RNA. Lineage: Eukaryota; Viridiplantae; Streptophyta; Magnoliopsida; Solanales; Convolvulaceae. The record is from the annotation of a GenBank genome assembly.